CCGCGGGAGAUUACCCAGAGUGCUGCUGGCCUGAGCUUCCAGAAGAUUAAGAGGAAGAGGUGAGAGAGGAGAACGGACAGAGUUCGGAGGAGGAGGUGGAGCCUCAGGAAGAGCCCCUCCCCCUCCAGUGAAGCCCCUCCCUUUAGAGGAAGUGCACUUGAACGCCGCUGCUGUCUGUGAUGCCCUCCCAUGACGCCGAGGUCGGUAGCUGACACUGCCAGUGAGCGGGAGACGCCACUGCACAACCGGUCCUGGGCCAGCGCCGUCAGCCGGUUCUCGCCCUCCCUCUCACACACUGGAGACUCCACAUCCAACCGCCUACCACUUUCCACAACCACCUGCUCCGUUCCGCCCCAGUAAGGACCCCCCAACGCAGACACGCUGACGUCCUCGACCAGCACCAGCAGCAGCAGCAGCAGCCAAAAACAAUAUCGUCAACACAAUCAGCAACACCAGCACCACCAUCAUCACCAGCAGCAGCAGCAGCAGCCGCAAUCAUGUCCAGUCGUAGAAAGUCCUCCACCCCCUGCAUGGUCCGGGUCAUCAGCGACCUGCCUGAUGAACAAGAUGACCCGGAGGAGGUGAUGGACAUGGAAAUAUUGGCAAGCAAAGAUGUGAGAGAAAAUGAACCACCUGAAUCUGCGAAAAAGAGUCAAAACCUCAUGAAGGAUAAUGGAGAUAAUCCAGACCGGAAGGCAUUUCCAAAACACUUAGACAAAGAGCAGCAGUCUGGAUGUGAAGAUCACCCCCCUGUCAUCGAAGAUGUAGAAGCCAGAGGGGGGAAGGACAAAGAAGCACCAGAAUCAGACCCGGUGUCCCAGAAGAAGCAGGGAAGAGGUUACGAGUGCAAAUACUGCCCGUUUUCGACGCAGAACCUGAAUGACUUCAAAGAACACGUGGACUCGAGCCAUCCUAACGUCAUUCUAAAUCCUCUGUACCUCUGUGCUGUCUGCAACUUCAACACCAAGAAGUUUGACUCGCUCACAGAGCACAACGAGAGCCGGCACCCAGGUGAGACGAACUUCAAGUUCAAGAGGAUAAAAAUGAACAAUCAGACUAUCUUAGAGCAGACAAUCGAAGGCAAGGACAAUUCAGCUGAAUGCGACGUGACAAAUGAAAAAGGUGAAAGCCACAGUAGCUCUGUGUUUCCACCUUGCAUAUCUACCACAGUGAAGUCUCCGGGUAGUGUGCACACGCUCUUUGGAGGGAGCGAACUGAAAAGCCAGCUGGACGGUUUGAUCCAGAAGGACCAAAUCACAGCAGUGAACAUCAACGGAACAGUCAUCAUCCCUGAACCCACCAUCGUCCAAGGGCUCUCCCAUGUCACCCCAAUGCUCCAGCGUCCACCCAACUUUAACUCUGUACCAAAAAUAGCCGUUCCCUUGAACACCACCAAAUAUAACCCUUCUUUAGACAACAACCUGACGCUGAUGGCCUCCUUUAAUAAAUUCCCAUACCCAACGCAUGCUGAGCUGUCAUGGCUUACAGCUGCCUCCAAGCACCCGGAGGAACAGAUCAAAGUCUGGUUCACUACCCAGCGGCUGAAGCAAGGUAUCACUUGGUCCCCGGAAGAGGUGGAGGAAGCCAGGAAGAAAAUGUUUAAUGGCUCCAUCCCUCCUGCUCAUCACACGUUCACCGUCUUGCCUACAAGCCCCAUCUCUCAGCCGUCUGCCAAAGCCUCACAGCAGCCCAUCGUCCACACGACAGUCGAGCAUCUCAGUCACGUCCGGACGACUGCGCCCAAUGGGCUAACUGUAGUCACCACAAACUCCCCGGCAGGCUCUAGCCACUCCCUUAAGCGACCCCUGCCGACACAGCUGUCAACAGUGUUUGAGUCCAAGCGACCCAUCAUGGCAGUGGCGCCCCACUCUGGUGACCCUAAAGACAAGGUCCUAAUGGCUCCUCCCCCACCACCUCCUCCCCCAAAAGGCCGCCUCCCAAUGGCUCCACCUCUUGUUCCCAUGGAGAUGAAAAGACCUGUAGCAGUUCCUCUGGUUACCACAGAGAUGAAGAGGUCAUCCGCUGCUGUGCCUUUAAUGCCACCGCCUCCAUCGUUGUCAUCAUCAUCUUUGUCUUCCAAAGGGAAGAUUCUCUCGGCGUCAGGAAAUCCCAAAACAAAGCCGGUGGUGUCUCUGCCCUCCAUAGUCUUUCCAGAGUCGUUAACAAGGCCAAUGAUUGCCCCCCCACCGAUCUCUGUCUCUCCGUUCAGAAACAGUUUACUUGUUCCCCGUACCGUGCCCGUCCCUUCCAAAGAAAAACACCCCAGUUCUCACAAUUUGCCAGCUUCUGAUUUAAAUUUGCCGAACUCCCCUCCGCUCAUUACUUCACAGGUAAGGAGGCCGACAAUUAUCCAGUCCAUCCGUGCUCCGGCUAAAGCUCCAUCCCAGAUUUCAGCGUUCUCCUUGGAUGGCAAGAAAUUAAAAGAGCAGCAAGGAGUGGAGCUGAAAGCCAGCUACCCCAGAGGAGACAAGGUAGUCAGUCCUCUGCCAGAGGCCAAUGGAACGUCUCGAAUGGACGGGAAAUGGCCCUAUGAUCCGACCUCUCCUGGUCACAAUAAUGGAAUCUUACAUUUGGACGGUGGGGACAUCCCAGCAGUACCAAAACCAGAUUUUCAACAUAAGUCCUCGGUGCUGACCCAGUUCCCCUUGCUGGAGAGGAUGAAAGGAAAAACGGCAAAACAACUGAAGAUCUUGGAGGAGAACUUCUUGCGGAAUAGCUUUCCUACACACAGCGACGUGGAUAAUCUGUCGGCCAUAACCCGCCUGUCUCAUCAGGAAAUCGACAGCUGGUUUGCAGAGCGCCGCGCGCUUCGAGACAACCUGGAGCAAGCCCUUCUGAACUCCAUGGGCACUAAAAGGAUGGGCGGCAAUGGCAUUGGUGCCAUCACUGAGAAGCAGCUACAUCAGCACCAAGCACUGCAACUGAAUGGGAUUCACAAACCAAGCACCGGUGUAGGCCUCCUUAAAAGCUCUCCACCAACUUCACACCCCCUGUCCAUGAUUGCUCCUGGCACCAUUGCACCUUCCGUCCCUAAUCUGAAUUCCUGCUCAGUGCCUCCAGACGGCCGAUCCCUGGCGCUCCUCAAGGACGAUUUUGCUCAAACGCGGUGGCCUUCCCCUGAGGAGUUCAGCCAGCUGGAGGGUCGGACAGGACUGGCUCGCGGAGAACUGGCCCGCUGGUUCACCGAUAGUCGGCUGCAGAGCGGCAGCAUGGACUUGGCAGAACUUUUUCACAACAAUGGCGUGAAUGGAGGACAGGGGCUGCCUAUGUGUUCCCCUGAAAACGUUCCACCCAGUAUCAUCCAGCGCUGUCAGGAAGGAGCCGUAACAAACAACAACAGUAAGGUGCUGGAGGUUGAGAUGGGCUGGCUGAUGGACCAGCGCACCAGCCUCAACAAUCAACAGCACGAUGAGCUCCAAGACCAGUUUGCUGGCAGACUGAGGCAGCAGAGCGUGGCGGAGCUGAAGAACGGGGGACGGAACGGGGGCGUCCUCGGAGGAGUGCGGGAGGUGUUCGGGACCUGGCUGGAGGACUCGAGGCGAGGGCGGGAGCUGCUCGUGGACAGAGAGAAGAAGAUGGCGGAGGACGCGUCUGGGAGGCUGACCGGAUAAACGGUGUGAAUAAGAUUCGCCUCCAUCGCCUCCGCCACCGCCGCUGCUGCUGGAAACAUAGAAGAGGAGAAAACAUGAAGAAUGGAGCAACAAAAGAAGAGUUUCUCGAUUAUCUAAUUUUUUUUCCCCUGUUCUUGUGUUUUCAGAUUUUUUUGGGUUUUUGUUUUUAAUCUCUUGAUUGUCGCAUCCCGGCUCACGCACAACAUCCUCCUCCGUCACGCCGUCAGCGACCUGGAGCCUCCGCGGUGUAGAUGUGACGCUCGCGCACAAAAGCACGAGUUUGAACACGACAGAGCCGCUGCGGCGCUUUACUGUGGGCUGCGCCCAAAUUGAAAUCUGAAGAGCGCGAGGGGAAAUUCAGGGUCACGAUCUGUGAAGAUAAUUGAAACCCCCCCCACACACACACACACACA
Neolamprologus brichardi is the source of this 4024-nucleotide messenger RNA. NCBI's taxonomy places the organism in Eukaryota, Metazoa, Chordata, Actinopteri, Cichliformes, Cichlidae. The record is from RefSeq and is a predicted model, not a curated record.